Anisakis simplex (herring worm) is the source of this 605-nucleotide messenger RNA. NCBI's taxonomy places the organism in Eukaryota, Metazoa, Nematoda, Chromadorea, Rhabditida, Anisakidae. The record is from the annotation of a GenBank genome assembly.
CGAGUGCAGCGAUCGGGCGAUCGGGCACAACGCGAACGUGCUACUCAACAAAGGACACGUCGGAUCCGCUGAAUGCCGAAAUCGACGACGAUAUCUACAUCGACACCAAGGACUUGUGCAGGCGCAUCGCCUGGGAGUUGAAACAGCACUCCAUUCCGCAGGCCAUCUUUGCCGAACGCAUAUUGUGCAGGAGUCAGGGCACACUGUCAGAUCUCUUAAGAAACCCGAAACCGUGGAAUAAGUUGAAGUCGGGUCGUGAUGAGAAUUUCGGAGGAGUGUCAGCGUCGAGCAACGGAAUGGGGAAGUUGGGAGGGGUGGGGGUGAUAGCGGCACGCGUCAUGAGUCCGCCGACACCGGCACAGAACGCUCGACAGGGGUCGAGGCAUAAGAACGGUGUGGACGGCGGGGAGAACGGUGCGUUUAUGCUCUUUUUUAUUGUUAUUUUAUUAUUAUUAUUAUUGUUAUUAUUAUUAUUGUUAUUUUAUUAUUAUUAUUAUUUAUUAUUAUUAUUAUUUAUUAUUCUUUAUUAUUAUUAUUAUUCGGAUCGGCCAGACUAUCAAACGUUUGUAACGUUGCUGGCCAUAAUGUUCGCAAUGUUUCCGUGA